AUGGCGGCGCUCAGGGCUUUACGAGAGCUCGGAGUAUUCGCCGUUUUCUUCAUGUUUUGUGCUUCGUCGAUUUCCGAGGAACUUCUACAGCUUCCGUUGAGAACGAAAACGUUCGAGGCUGCUUUCCAAGGUGAAUGCCAGUCUGAAGGAGGUCCUUGCCAACAGCUGUGUUACGACCUCCACGAUGGAACGUUUGAAUGCGGUUGCUCAGAUGGAUACGUUUUGUCAACGGACGGCUACAGCUGCCACCCCGAAACGAACUCGAGUUCAAACUCGACGUCGACAGAAGAAGCUACGACCGAGCCUCCAUCAGUGACGUCGGAAAACGUCGUAAUGAAUACCAUCGCCGCAACGACGACAGCGACCGCUGCUUCCACGACCGAAGAGACCACCGAUAGUGGACCUGGUGUUUCGGAGGAAGAAGACUAUGAUAGCGAAUACACGGCAUUCUGGAGCUGUGACCAACUCGAUUGUCGGAACGGUGGAGUUUGUGUCACGCAGAGCGAAGGAGGCGUCCGUUGCAAUUGUAAACUCGGCUUCGCGGGCCCCUACUGCAACGAAGAAAUGGAUGUGAAAUACCCCAGCUUUAGCGGAAACUCUCACAUCGUUCUGCCCACGUUACGGGACGCCCACAAGUCGAUGCAGAUCAGCUUGGAAUUCAAGCCCGAGACCCACAACGCAAUCCUUCUGUACAGCGGUGAACAAGCGAAUCUUCAAGGAGACUACAUCGCGAUUCUCCUUGUUGAGGGUUUCGUGGAGUUUCGCUUCGAUUGCGGAAUGGGCGAAGGCAUCCUGAGAAGCGACCAGCCCGUGGUUCUGGGCUCUUGGAACAAACUUUCCAUCUACCGCGACCGAUGGGACGCCUGGAUGCAGCUCAACAAUGACCACCAGGUCCAAGGCCGCAGCAAAGGUCUGUUUUCGAGGAUCACGUUCCGAGACAACCUUUACCUCGGCGGAUCGCCCAAUAUCUCGAUGGUGCAGACCAGACUCGACAUCGACAAAGGCUUUAUCGGCUGUGUUCGUAAACUCGAGAUCAACAGCCGAAACUUCGACUUCCGCUCUGGAGUGAAAGGCGACGCUCUUGACGGAGCCGACAUCGGUGAAUGUCGUGACGACGCUUGCAACAACGUUGUUUGUCAUAACGGGGGUCAGUGCGUCGACCAUGGGAAAUCUGCCAGCUGUCUGUGUCCUCUCGGAUACGAGGGCGAAUUCUGCGACCAAGAGGUGACAAUCUUAGUUCCCUCGUUCAACGGUUCGUCGUACAUGAGGUAUCCAGGUCUGGGCGAGCGGUUCCUGUCGUUUCUAGAGAUCACUGUCGUUCUCAAACCACGCUCCUUGAAUGGGGUGUUCUUCUACAAUGGAGAGACUUUAGAGGGCCAGGGAGAUUUCAUUAUGCUCCAGCUCAUCAAUGGGUUCGUCGAAUUUCGCUUCGACCUAGGCAACGGUGCUGCUAUUGUGAGAAGCGACCAGGUCGUCUCUAUCGACAAAUGGCACACGAUUUCGAUUUCACGAACCGGUCAGCUGGGCAUACUCCGAGUAGAUAAACACCCGUACAUAGUCGGCCUGGCACCAGGCGCUUUUACUCAACUUUCACUCGACCUGAACCUCUACAUCGGAGGUGUAGCGAAAUUCAAGGAAACGUCUCCGAACGCAGGGAUCACCCACAACUUCGACGGAUGUAUACAAAAGGUCACCAUCAAUAAUAAACCUCUGAAACUCUUGCAAGAAGCUCUAACGGGUCGAAACGUGAACAAUUGUGCCCAUCCGUGUGUCACGGGUCCGUGUUAUAAUGGCGGUCAAUGCGAGCCGACGAUGGACGAGUUCCAGUGUCAUUGCAAAUUGGGUUUCUCUGGACAGCAGUGCGAAGUCGAAGUCCAGGAAGCAAUCGCCCAGCCCAUGAUGGGCGGACAGAGCUAUCUCCAUUACACGUCGGAAGAAAUCAUCAAACGAGUUCGAGGCAGCAAGAUCGACAUCCAAAUGAAGUUCAGAUCGUUUUCGGGUCAUGGAUUGUUACUCUGGGCGGGCGAAGAGGACGUCACUCGCACGUCCGACUUCGUUUCGCUCGGGAUCAAUACGGGCCAAUUAGUGUUUCGUUUCAAUUUGGGCUCCGGAGAAGGCAAUCUCGUCUACAACUAUUCGAGAGUCGGUGAUGGUCACUGGCAUACCCUGAGGGCGAUUCGUUAUCGUCAGGAAGGUUCUCUGACAGUCGACGACGGCCCAACGAUUGUGGGCACGUCCUUUGGCCAACUCAACCAGCUCACAGUCAAUAGUGGGCUCUACCUGGGUGGCAUCAAGGAGAUCAGCCACAUGACGCUCGGCCGCUACCAAACGGGCCUCGUGGGCUGUAUCGGGAAUUUCACGCUCUCUACCGACUAUCAUGUCAGGCUCGUAACUCAUGCGAACAGCGGUAUCAACGUUCAGCCCUGUAUUUAG
Galendromus occidentalis (western predatory mite) is the source of this 2433-nucleotide messenger RNA. Its product is annotated as EGF like, fibronectin type III and laminin G domains protein pikachurin. Gene Ontology annotation, molecular function: calcium ion binding. The transcript has 12 exons. Lineage: Eukaryota; Metazoa; Arthropoda; Arachnida; Mesostigmata; Phytoseiidae. The record is from RefSeq and is a predicted model, not a curated record. Bases 1 to 2433 code for a protein of 810 amino acids.